Molecule: messenger RNA, 1932 nt
Organism: Anisakis simplex (herring worm)
Lineage: Eukaryota; Metazoa; Nematoda; Chromadorea; Rhabditida; Anisakidae
Source: the annotation of a GenBank genome assembly
AUGCUAACUCUUGAAUGUAUACAUGAAUGUUUCAGUGCAAAAGCACUUGCCGCACCUACCGAAGGAAAUGCCGUCGAAACUGAGGAACAGAUUGUAGUCACGCUUGGACCUCCUCGAGAUGGCAUUCAGCGCGCGUUAAUCGAUGAAGUAGAAGGCAAUAAAAUUGCCAUUCUUCCCAGCCUGGAUGACAAAGGUCGUGUGCGUCCGGGAGACCUGGACGGAUAUGAUGAUAACUUUGUGGAGCUACGAGAAGCCACAGCCAUUCAGGCCAAAUCAAAUCGUGCAACCACGUCCUCAGCCUCAGCUCCAGCCUCAACCCAACCUCCAACCUCAAUUCAGGCCUCAACCUCCUCAACCGCCACCAUUCGUUCAACCUCAACAGCCCGUUCAGUCAAGACCAGUAGUCCCCCAGCGUCUUCAGCCUCAGCCUCAACCGCAGAGACCUCAACCGUAUCUCAGCAAUUAACUCAACAACAACAACAGAAUCCAUUCGCCACAGAACAAACUCAAACACGGAUAACGGGUCAUAUUGACGGCCGUGGUCAGAAUGUUGGUGCACAAACCAGCAACGACAUUAUAAGAAUAACUGGUUAUCUUGGAAAUCGAGAGAAACCCCAAACACAAGUCGAGACCCAAACAGAUCAGAUCCAGCAGAAUCGUAUCCAAAGGAUAACGUUACCAUCUCCAUCUCAAACUACUGCAAUUCCACAAAAACGGAAUGAUCCAGUUGAACAACGUCUAAUGGCUCAACUAAAUGAGCUGGAACGAUUACGGGAACAGUCCAAUAAACUUCGAGACGAAGAACGAUUACUGCAGCAACAAAAACUUGCAAUCCGAGAAGAGCAAGUGAAACAACUGCAACGAAUUCGGUUAUUGAAAAAACAGCGAAAUCAACUGCUGAGACAACAAAAGAAGUUGAUGCGAGCACAUCAUCAGAUGCAUCCGAGAGCACCGCCCGGAAAAACGCAUCGUCCUUCACCUCCAAAGUCACCAUCACAUCGUAUUUUCACCUCAGAUCAGGAAACACGAUCGCAGCAGCACCGUCACACAAGUACUAAUCAUUCAAGUCAACAACAGCAGCGACCAACCGCAACCUUACCUCCAGCUUUUCCGACCGUGCCGCAAUUCCCAGUCAAUCAACGACCCGUCAGACCAAGACCGCAACCUCCUCAUUCCCCACCUCGUGUUGCUCUGCCAUCGCGUACAACCGGACAAACUACCGCACCAAAUCUUCGAACUGGUGUUUGUCAUGCAUCGAUCUUCUAUAUAUCGUCACCUUUGGAAACUCGGUCUCGACUAACGUUCACCCAUUUCGCGAUCGCUGUAUCGGUUGAUCAAUGUGCGAGAACUUGUCAUGAAUUCAACUGUGCUAUUGCCCAUUUCGACCCAGCCAAUGGUCAUUGCCAAUUUAAUCCAUCAACUGCAUUCGCCGUGCGUGAAGGACAAUGUCCAAGAUGGCCAUCAGCUCAUUAUAGAAACAAUGUUAUGACGCAAGGAGCAAUUCGCAUAUUUUGUGUGCAGUGCCACAGGCCAUUUCGACGUGGACGAGGAAGAAGCCAUGGUGGACGCUUCAGAACACGUAUUGUUCAGCCUCAGUUCACCGGAAGAUUGACCUCAGCACUUGCAAGAUCAGCGAAAAUUUCAUCAAAGAGAAUCAGUUUAGAUGAUUCAUCGCUUUUAAAUGGACGUGACGACAACGAUCACAAUUAUGAAUCCACAAAUAUCAGGAAUAUUCAUCAACCAACGAAUAAUACGAAGUGGGACGCCGAAAAGGAUGAGCGAUUGGAAGUGGAUAUCAAUGAAUUAGAACGCAAGGUGAUCGAAAUGACACGAAAAAAUGAAGGAGGAAUACAACAUUCAUUAAAAUCAUCAGCCAUUGUUCGAGAACAGCACUCGGCUGAGACGAGUGCAGAUGAGUCGGAGAAUUUAUAG